GCCAUGGCCAGAGGGCACUGGCGCGAUGAUGCUAUGGUGUUGGUGGUGCUUCAUAAGAGCGCGCCGCCCGGCAGCGGGGACGUUCACUUGCUCUGCUCCUCUCCUCCCUCCCAUUCCCAGUCACAGUCUGCUGCGUGCAGAAGCCCCGUUGCCUGAGCACCGCGCAUUCCUACUAGUACAGUGGAGUAGCCUGGCAGUGGUUCUCCGAGCGCGACGGCAGCACGCCCAAUUUGCGGCCUGCAAUCAACCACCGCCCGAGCCCUUUACCCGGGUCGUACGCGCUGGCAUAAGACUGCAACCUCCUCCGGCCUACGUCGUGCCCCUCAGGCUCCUGUUGCAAGACGCCAUCACGCAUUGAGCUCCGCCGCACCACAGACUCCCCCCUGCGGCCGCGCGCUUCGCCAACUGAACAUGUCCGACGGCGACACCAAGCCGCCCGUGGUGCACGAGGCCCACGAGGUCGACACCUUCCACGUCCCCAAAGCCUUUUACGACAAGCACCCGCACACCAAGCCGCAUCUCGACGGCCUCGAGCACUACCAGAAGCUGUACAAGGAGUCCAUCCAGGACCCGCACAAAUUCUGGGGCAACCUCGCGCGUGAGCUGCUCACGUGGGAGCGCGACUUCCAGACCGUACACGCGGGCAGCUUCGAGAACGGCGACAAUGCCUGGUUCGUCGAGGGCCGCCUAAACGCCAGCUACAACUGCGUCGACCGCCACGCGUUCAAGAACCCAGACAAGCCCGCCAUCAUCUACGAGGCCGACGAUGCCGCUGACGGCCGCAUCAUCACCUACGGCGAGCUCCUGCGCGAGGUCUCCAAGCUCGCGUACACGCUCAAGGAGAUGGGCGUCCGCAAGGGCGACACCGUAGCGCUGUACCUGCCCAUGAUUCCCGAAGCCGUCAUUUCCUUCCUUGCCUGCUCACGCAUCGGCGCCGUGCACUCGGUCGUCUUUGCAGGCUUCUCCUCGGACUCGCUGCGCGACCGCAUCAUCGACGCAGAGAGCAAGGUGGUCAUCACCACCGACGAGGGCAAGCGCGGCGGCAAGACCAUCAGCACCAAGAAGAUCGUCGACGACGCCCUGAAGCAGUGCCCCAACGUCUCCCACUGCCUCGUCUACAAGCGCACCGGCACCGAUGUCCCGUGGACAAAGGGCCGAGACUACUGGUGGCACGAGGAGGUCGAGAAGUACCCCAAUUACAUCGCCCCUGAGUCUAUGAGCUCAGAGGACCCCCUGUUCCUGCUGUACACGUCCGGGUCUACCGGCAAGCCCAAGGGCGUCAUGCACACGACGGGUGGGUACCUCAUCGGCGCUGCGGCGACGGGCAAGUAUGUCUUUGAUAUCCACGACAAGGACGUGUUCUUCUGCGGUGGAGAUGUUGGGUGGAUUACCGGUCACACCUACGUCGUGUAUGCGCCGCUGCUGCUCGGUGUUGCCACCGUUGUAUUUGAAGGCACCCCUGCGUAUCCCAACUUCUCGCGCUACUGGGAUAUCGUCGACAAGUACAAUGUCAGCCAGUUCUACGUUGCGCCCACGGCGCUGCGAUUACUCAAGCGCGCUGGUGACGAGCACGUCAAGCACAAGAUGAAGAACCUGCGUGUGCUUGGGUCCGUGGGAGAGCCAAUUGCGGCUGAGGUGUGGAAGUGGUACUUUGAGGUUGUCGGAAAGGAGGAAGCACACGUUGUAGACACAUACUGGCAAACGGAGACUGGCUCGCACGUCAUCACACCGCUGGGCGGCGUGACACCCACGAAGCCUGGAUCGGCCUCCCUACCCUUCUUCGGCAUCGAGCCCGCCAUCAUCGACCCCGUGUCCGGCGAGGAGAUCCACGGCAACGAUGUAGAAGGCGUGCUUGCCUUCAAGCAGCCAUGGCCCAGCAUGGCGCGCACAGUCUGGGGUGCUCACAAGCGAUACAUGGAUACGUAUCUGAAUGUGUACAAGGGGUACUACUUCACGGGCGACGGCGCAGGCCGCGACCACGAGGGCUACUACUGGAUCCGAGGCCGUGUAGACGACGUUGUGAACGUCAGUGGCCAUCGCCUGUCGACGGCCGAGAUCGAAGCCGCGCUCAUCGAGCACCACGGGGUGGCUGAAGCAGCCGUCGUGGGCGUCCACGACGAGCUCACAGGGCAAGCGGUCAACGCGUUCGUGGCGCUCAAGGACGGCAACGACAACUCGGACCAGACAAAGAAGGACCUGAUCCUGCAGGUGCGCAAGUCGAUUGGUCCGUUUGCCGCGCCCAAAGCCAUCUUUGUGGUGCCGGAUCUGCCCAAGACGCGGUCCGGGAAGAUCAUGCGGCGCAUUCUGCGCAAGAUCUUGGCGGGCGAGGAGGACCAGUUGGGCGACACGACCACGCUAUCGGACCCCUCGGUCGUCGAUAAGAUCAUUAACGUGGUGCAUUCGGCCAAGAAGAAGUAAGACUGCGUAUAGAGGGGUGCUGAGGCGCUUGAGUGGCGCGCAAGUUUCACUAGCCUUUCACUUCGCGUGGAGGCGAGGGCGCGACGAACGGAGGUGGGUAUGCGCCAACGGGUACCGGCUAGAGGCAUCUGCGCCGGUGUGGCUACGAGCACCUGCACUGGCAGUCAGCGCGGACAAUGUGUUAUUUGGUGUCAGAGAGGAUUGGGCUGUGUCUGCGAUAUCCAGUAGCCGGGCGAGACUCAAAUGUUUAUGUACAAGCAAACAUGCAGUGCGACC
This is a messenger RNA of Paraphaeosphaeria sporulosa, 2694 nucleotides long. RefSeq names its product acetate--CoA ligase. NCBI's taxonomy places the organism in Eukaryota, Fungi, Ascomycota, Dothideomycetes, Pleosporales, Didymosphaeriaceae. Bases 412 to 2418 code for a protein of 668 amino acids. Gene Ontology annotation, cellular component: cytosol. The record is from RefSeq and is a predicted model, not a curated record. The transcript has 6 exons. Gene Ontology annotation, molecular function: acetyl-CoA synthetase activity; AMP binding.